Molecule: messenger RNA, 2906 nt
Organism: Rhineura floridana
Lineage: Eukaryota; Metazoa; Chordata; Lepidosauria; Squamata; Rhineuridae
Gene: GCA
Product: grancalcin
Exons: 8
Coding region: 296-958 (220 amino acids)
Molecular function (GO): calcium ion binding
Source: RefSeq, a predicted model, not a curated record
AUUGGUGCCUUCUUCGUAUCGGCGGUUCCCUUCCUUCCCCUCCCCCAUUUUCACUCUCUCAUCCUUCCUCCUCAGGUUGGAGACCUAUCCUGAGAGGAGACGAGGGAAAGCGUGAACCAAUAGCAGGCGGCACUAAAGGAGGACGAGUUUCCGCUUCUCCAUACGACGAGUCAGGAAGAAGGUACCGCCGCAAGAGUUGGCCAUUACAAGCGGCCGUUGAGGCGGUUUUAAGUUCAACCGAGCUUCGUACCCGGGAAACGGCUCCCCCUCUGAACGGUUUUUUCAUAACGUCGAUAUGACGUACCCAGGGUUCGGAGCGUAUGGAGCUUACCGUGGGCAGUUGCCAAUGCAAAUGGCAAUGGGCCAACCGGUUCCUGGAGGAGUACCAAGUGUAGCUCAUGGUGGAUCUCCUGGAUAUUCAGUUUAUUCUGGUGCCUAUGCUGCUGCAGCAGCCGCUGAUCCCUUGUGGACGUUCUUCAGUGCUAUUGCUGGACAGGAUGGUGAAGUGGACGCUGAGGAGCUACAGAGAUGUCUAACCCAGUCUGGAAUCAGUGGAACUUACUCUCCAUUCAGCUUGGAGACAUGCAGAAUUAUGAUAUCGAUGUUGGAUAGAGAGAGUACUGGGAAAAUGGGAUACAAUGAAUUUAAGGAACUCUGGGCAGCUCUCAGUGCUUGGAAACAAAAUUUCAUGAUGAUAGACCAAGACCGAAGUGGAACUGUGGAACUUCAUGAACUGACUCAAGUCAUUGUAGCUAUGGGUUAUAGGCUAAGCCCACAGACUUUAAUUGCUAUUGUAAAACGUUACAGCAAGAAUGGCAGGAUUUUUUUUGAUGACUAUGUGGCUUGCUGUGUGAAGCUUCGGGCUUUGACAGACUUCUUUAGGAGAAGAGACAGCAUGCAACAGGGCAUUGUGAAUCUUGUAUAUGAUGAUUUCUUGCAGUGCACCAUGGCUAUCUGAGUGCCAAUUGUGGAAGAAAACUCCACGUAUAAUUUCAACUACUUUGAGAAAACUAACUGAAAAUGCUGUGAAAAUGAAGCUGCCAUUGAUUUUUCCACAUUUCUGCCUGCUAAUGCAUCAUUUCUGUAUAAAUAUCUUUGACUUUUAGUGUGUAGUUUGACAAUAAACAAUUGUUCUCAUUUACAGUAAUUCUUAGAAGUGUGCCAUUCUUUAUGCAUAUGGAUAGUAAACUUUUUUAUAUUUUUGGGGUUAUGCUCUCAGGAUUGAAAAGAGGAAACAAUCAUAUGUCAUGUAAUGAUUAUAAACAGGGUGUAAUUUAUCUUUAAAGUGCACUCCCCAAUACCUCUUGGCUUACUUUGCAGUAAAGAUUGGUUGCAACUGGCAUUCUAGCGUUCUAUAAUGUCAGCUGCACACGUAUGAAAUAAUAAAUGCCUGAAAAAAAGAAUUGGUAGAUGUCACAAGUACAAACUUAAACAAGCAUUUGGAUAUUUCUUCUUUGGGAUGUUCAGUAGAUUUAUUUGAACGUGGACUAGUAUGACAUGUUCAUAGUGAAGAUGAUAUUUAAUGGUAGUUGAAAACAUUUUGCUUAACUAUUUUUUCCUCUUGAAGAUGUAAUCCUCAGCAUUCAUAUGUCUCUAUAGAGCAUCCAUCUUUCCCUUUAAAUGUUUGAGACUUCUCUUUUACAUGUGUGAAAGAAAGUUCAACUGACCCUUUAUGGUUCUCACCGAAAAUUCCCACAUUAUUUGAACAAACAAGUAAACGAAUGACUGACUGGAUCGAUUAGAAUCCAGCUCCAUACUGUAUGCUGCAUUGCGGUUACCACCAGAAAACAAAACAGUGUAGAUUUACCUGGGAAGCGGUUGGCAUGAAGUAGCUCCUCAUGUGAUUGUGAUACUUUCAACCAGGCCAGCUUUCUUUUCUUUUUCUGGUGGUUACUACUCCACGUUUAAAGCAUAAACUGAUGCAUGCCAAUCCUUUUUUACUGCUCAACCCAAAUCUUGCACCUGGUCAUGAUUUGUGGAAUUUAAUGAAACUUAGUCAGGAUAAUAAACUGUAGAUAAUGUAUUAACAAUAUCCUACAAUUGCUUGAUUUUCUAGUUUUGGUUACUCGCAUGCUUUGCAGAUUUUUAUCAAUGGACUUACUUUUUUCUUCUGCAGAGUUUAUCCACAAGGUACAUUGAGAGGAACUAACAGCCCAACCUUAUGAGCUGUUACAUGGACAGUCCUGUCUUAGGUUAGGACUAAGCUCUUUGUGCAGUUGCAGCGACAGGCUAGAGCGGAUGUACAAAAGUAUAUAUGGAGCAUUAGGCAAGCUCAGGUGGAGAGGCCAGAACUGGACACCUGUCUUGUGUGUUAGCCCCAGUGAAAAGAGAAUGUCUGUUGGGUUGUGCAGCCUUUACCUUGUUGGGCAUUUCUUGACAGACUUAAUGGCAUGAUUCAAAGCUGCAUGCUCUGACCAAUUUCUUAAGCUAAGGAUGCAUUACUUAGCUGCCAAGACACAAUUCGAAGUUCAUCCUGUCACAACUAAAACUGAAAGGGUCAAUUUGCUUGACUGUUGUGAUUAAAGAAGAUACUGUGCCAAGGAAGAUAUUUUUUAGACUGGAAUUGGUAGCAUAUGCAUAUAACACUUCAGUUGUUUGUGUCUUUCAGCUUCCAUCCAUAGAAGUAGUAUAUUGGACUCAUAAAAAGAUCUUAUGGCAUUAUCUUUCAGCCCUUGUAGCUUGUAUUGGCAGUUUCAAAACGUAGUUCUGAUCUCACUGACACUCUUCAUAUGCAUAUUUUGCUGUUCACAGUUGUCAAGUAAUUGUAGAUUAUUUGCAAUCUGCUAUGUAGCGAUUUUUGUACAUUAUGAAAUAACUGGAUACUGUUCUAACUGUACAAAUGCUCUUGUAGUAACUAUUUUCAGUGCCAUUCCAGGCAAUUAUUUGGAAAUAAACUUGGAACUCGC